UUUGUUUGAUAGAUUGUUUUUUAAUAUAAUUCCCCCCGCAGGCCUGCGUGUUCCUUCAUGGCAGGUGACAGUGUGAACGGCAAAGCAGGCCCUUUUACCUGCUCGCCCAGGUCAAAGCAAGGCAGAGACUCGGAACAAAUCCCACUUAAUGACAUAGGGGAGAGAGAGAGAGAGAGAGAGGAAAAAAACAGAACGUCAGCUCAUAAAGCAAUAAGUAAGGAGAGACCAGAGACUUUCGGCGCUUUAACAGUUUCUGUUUCUCGCCUUACAGUGGAAACUACAACGAGCUCCCACACUGCACCGUUCCCAAGACCCGCCAUGGCGGACGUGUGCGCCUGCGCGGUGAAGGGGGAAGCAGUGCGGAAUCGCUACCUUUGGACGCUGCUCCAGUCUGACAGCCACCGCAGAGCCACACCGGAGCCCUCCAGCCCACCACUAGCCUCAUCAAUUCAAAAUUCAAGGAGGCGCAGCACACGGGCGGGCAAAGAAAAAAAAAUCAGACCAUAACCCCCCCUCCCCAAGGGGUCACAAAGGGGAAAGGUGCUCCAUGCGAGAUUGAACUGGGUCAUCAUAAAGACAGGGGGGGGGUAGCAAAAAUCAAAAAUAAAAUAGAGACAAUAAAGCAAAGGAAAAGGCUGCAGUGAUGAGCUUCUUUAGUUUCGGUCAAAGUGCAGAAAUUGACAUCGUCCUGAAUGAUGCCGAGACGAGGAAGAAAGUUGAGCACAAGACGGAGGACGGGAAGAAGGACAAGUAUUUUCUCUUCUACGAUGGAGAGACGGUUUCCGGCAAAGUCAACGUUACCCUGAAACACCCGGGGAAGAGGCUGGAGCACCAGGGCAUCAAGAUUGAAUUUAUUGGGCAGAUCGAGCUGUACUAUGACCGGGGAAACCACCACGAGUUCGUCUCUCUGGUGAAGGACUUGGCGAGGCCGGGGGAACUAACACAGUCCCAGACUUUUGACUUUGAGUUCACACAUGUGGAGAAACCGUACGAGUCCUACACAGGCCAGAAUGUCAAGUUGCGGUAUUUUCUUCGGGCAACUAUUAGCCGGAGACUGAAUGACAUAACCAAGGAAAUGGACAUUGUUGUUCACACUCUCAGCACCUACCCCGAGCUGAACUCGUCUAUCAAGAUGGAGGUGGGAAUUGAAGACUGCCUGCACAUCGAGUUUGAGUACAACAAAUCAAAGUACCACCUAAAAGACGUCAUAGUGGGGAAGAUUUAUUUCCUGCUGGUCCGGAUUAAGAUCAAGCACAUGGAAAUUGACAUCAUCAAACGGGAAACAACGGGCACGGGUCCGAGCGUGUACCACGAAAACGAUACCAUAGCCAAAUACGAGAUCAUGGAUGGGGCACCAGUGAGAGGAGAGUCCAUCCCCAUCAGACUGUUCCUGGCAGGCUAUGAGCUGACCCCCACCAUGCGCGACAUUAACAAGAAGUUCUCCGUGCGGUACUACCUCAACUUGGUCCUCAUAGACGAAGAGGAGAGGCGCUACUUCAAACAGCAGGAGAUCACGCUCUGGAGGAAAGGGGACAUCGUGAGGAAGAGCAUGUCUCACCAGGCCGCCAUCGCCUCGCAGCGCUUCGAGGGCUCGGCCAACCCAGAGAACAAGGUGCCUGCCCAGGCCAAGGAGGAAGACGACUAACGCGCGCGUCCGCACCCCCCGGCGCCUCCGAAAACGAGAGACUGGAUGUGUGCGUGUGAGUGAGUGCGUAGUCUAGAGGCGGCAGGGAGGAUGUGUUGCAGCCUGACAACCCACCAACAACACCGGCUAGAGAACCUUCUCCUUUCAUUACAGCAGAUAAAAGAAGGGAUCAGAAAGGGAGGAGUAUAAAGCAGACUUCCGGGAGAUGAUGUGUACUUUGGAACCCCAAACGACAAAAAAAUAUCACAUUUACAUGGCACGAUCUACUUUUUUUAAAAGGCUAUGCCACCACCGAAGCUUCAUACAAGAAAUACCGUGCUUUGCAGAAUACACCCGACAUUUCCUUUACUUAACCUCUGUACCUUCCAUUGCUCACAGGCAUCACAUGGGGGAUGGGGUAGCCUACAGUCUGAGAAAUGCAGUGCUGAAGAACUGCACGCUCAGGUGGGGGGGCGUACUGUACUGCUAUCAGCUGUGUUAGUGGGGGUUUGUUGUUCAUUCCAAAGAAAAAUCCAGACUGAAGCUGUCUCCGAGAUACAGACGUCACAAUCUGAAAGAGGAAAUCUGAAAAUAAAAGUAAAUUACAGUGCAGCUGUCGAGGCUGGAUGGGGGAAUGCUUUUCCUGUUUAUCAGAUCAAAAUACACUUUGUGAAAAUCAAGUGCAGCUGCUGAUAAAUUGCAGGGCUAUAAGGCAGAGAGCACACAAAUCAGGGGUUGAGCUUGCACAAGGGGAUCCAGAGUACAGCCUGUCACCUUCUUGUUUAAGAACUUUUAUCUUAAACAGCGUUUGUCUGCAAGCAGGAAAAACGACCAAGCAAGCGGUCAUCUCUUUGUCUUGUAAUUAUUGAAGUUUACAUGUGUGUAUCAGGGAACAGAAGGAAUGAAAAAAUGAAGAGAAAACCAUUUGGGGAGGCAUAGCUCUUACAUUUUCAAAAAACAAUUCGGAACUAUGGUAACAGUAGAUGGAUCUUUGUACAUUAUACUGUAUAUACGCCUCAUUCCUCUUUAAAUUACAAGAUACAUCCCCCUCCACCAUAAUAAAUGUCAGUGUUAUAACAGAAAAUCUAAGCGUAAUAUAACCAAGAUAGCAAAAGCCUCACAGUAUUUCCCUGAAUACUAGCAGCUGGAAAGCCCAGAUUUUAUUAAACUGUCAUCACAAUUCUUACUACUGCCACAAUGCUGCUUUUCUGCUACAUGCUGAAAGUUAACUUUUAAACCAGGAGUAAUUUACAGCAAUUUGCUUUCUUGUGGAAUGAACAAUAGCUGCUUUCGUUGCUUGUAAACUGCAUGGGAUUAUGAACCUGAAGGCUCCGACACUUCUUUAAGGUGUAAUACAAAUACACUCCUUUAUUUUAUUUUUUAUCCUGACAUUGUGCCUAUCAGUGUAAGCAUCUGCCAAAAAUCAUGUGUUGAGUCCAAUGCCUCUAAUUGGUUUAUACUAUAGCGUAUAGUGUCCCUUUUUACCAUCCUGUGUUGUACUAUUUCAAGACUUGAGCGUCAUUCUGCCAACCUUUUUUAAAGAAAGCAUAAAUGAUACAGAAAACAGUCUUCUGUGGAUUAUUUAUCUAACAAGGUCAACAGGACAUAAGCAGAAUAUGUUGUUCCUUUUUUAAUUCUGUCCCUUAAGACGCAUACGCUGGCUUUUUGCAGAGGUCACGAUGGCUAGAUGGUUUGAAAAAGUUUCUCAAAAUGGUUUAUUCAGCUGUUAGCAGUGAUAUAUAAAAAGUAACAGUAACGAUGGAGACUGUAUCGUUGCGUAACACUCUUGGCCACGACUACUGUCGUCUAACCACCCUGAAGUGACAUUACAUCACAAGCAGGAAGCAUGAUGGGCACUAAAGAUCAGCAGACCUGUAGAUAUCAUUUACUCUCUCGAGCUCUAUUUCACCUAUUUCACAGGUUCCGAAGGGUUGGAGAAAUGUUCAAAUAACUUGGCAAGCAGCACAGUCUGAACCAUAAAAGGGUUCUGACCUUUAGGACUCAGUGCUACCUGAAUAGUGACAGUUUAUAACAUGGAAAGUGUGUCAAAUACUGCUUGCUUACAUGAAUGCCUAGUUUCUAUGUGUGCUAUCUUCUAACAUCAUGCUAAAUUUUAAAUACGCGAAGACUGAAAUGUAAGCAGCACUUAUAUUCUCUGGUGCACAUUUUAAAGCACUAGAAGAGGUUUACAUAGGUUUUAAUUUCCUUGUGUGCAAGCUGUUUGUGAACAGGUCAUAUGGCAAAAAAAAGCAACCAUCUUUCCACCUGGAAAGGUUUUGUGAACUCAAUUCAGAUGUACGUUUUUGCUAGCUCACAUCUGGAGUUAUGCAGCUUGUGUGUGUUUAUGUACUAUUAACUGAAUUCUGUCCUUAAAAACUAAUUUUUUCUGUGCUUUCUAAGGGGAUGCAGUUCAGUCCCUUAACAUUCUCGUGCUAACAGAGAAAAAUAGACCAUUAAAAUGGCGAUAGAGACAACAUUCCUUUUACAAAUGUAAUCACAUAAUAUAUAUUUACAGAGUUGUAGGUAUAUAUACGAUUCAAAAUAGAUCUUAACUAUAUUUCUUUUCAUAGUAAGUCGUAAGGUACUAGCCUGUUUGUGAAAGGGAAUUUGUACAUUUUCAGCACAAAAAUAAAGAGUAUAUGGUAAUAAACGUAUAGAUGUUAAUACGGGAUAUUAAAGUACAUUGAUUACUGGUUUCUUUCUUAAAUAGUUGUAUUAUGCAUUUCUGUAUUUUAAAUUUGUUUUUAAUCCUAUUUCUCUGAUUAAAAGAGAGCUACCUUAAGAGCCUUUUUCUUGGA
This is a messenger RNA of Lepisosteus oculatus (spotted gar), 4422 nucleotides long. Its product is annotated as vacuolar protein sorting-associated protein 26B-like. Lineage: Eukaryota; Metazoa; Chordata; Actinopteri; Semionotiformes; Lepisosteidae. Gene Ontology annotation, biological process: retrograde transport, endosome to Golgi; intracellular protein transport. The record is from RefSeq and is a predicted model, not a curated record. Gene Ontology annotation, cellular component: endosome; retromer complex.